Mizuhopecten yessoensis (Yesso scallop) is the source of this 1179-nucleotide messenger RNA. Its product is annotated as probable serine/threonine-protein kinase clkA. Lineage: Eukaryota; Metazoa; Mollusca; Bivalvia; Pectinida; Pectinidae. The record is from RefSeq and is a predicted model, not a curated record. The transcript is spliced from 3 exons. The coding region runs from base 1 to 1179 and encodes 392 amino acids.
AUGGUAACAGUGGUUACAGUGGUUACAGUGGUAACAGUGGUAACAGUGAAAACAGUGGUAAACAGUGGAAACAGUGGUAACAAUAGUAACCGUGGUAACAGUGGUAACAGUAGUAACAGUGGUAACAGUGGUAACAAUGGUAACAGUGGUAACAGUGGUUACAGUAGUAACAUUAGUAACAUUAGUAACAUUAGAAACAGUAGUAAGAGUGGUAACAGUAGUAACAGUGGUAACAAUGGUAACAAUGGUAACAGUGGUAACAGUGGUAACAGUGGUAACAUUGGUAACAGUAGUAACAGUGGUAACAAUGGUAACAGUGGUAACAGUAGUAUCAGUAGUAACAGUAGUUACAGUGGUAACAAUGGUAACAGUAGUUACAGUAUUAACAGUGGUAACAGAGGUAACAGAGAUAACAGUGGUUACAGUGGUAACAAUGGUAACAGCAGUAACAGUGGUUACAGUGGUAACAAUGGUAACAGUGGUUACAGUGGUAACAGUGGUAACAGUGGUUACAGUAGCAACAUUAGUAACAUUAGUAACAUUAGAAACAGCAGUAAGAGUGGUAACAGUAGUAACAGUGGUAACAAUGGUAACAAUGGUAACAGUGGUAACAGUAGUAACAGUGGUAACAAUGGUAAAAAUGGUAACAGUAGAAACAGAAGUAACAGUGGUAACAAUGGUAACAAUGGUGACAAUGGUAACAGUAGUAACAGUAGUAACAGUGGUAACAAUGGUAACAAUGGUAACAAUAGUAACAGUAGUAACAGUAGUUACAGUGGUAACAAUGGUAACAGUAGUAACAGUGGUUACAGUGGUUACAGUGUAACAGUGGUAACAGUGGUAACAGUAGUAACAGUGGGAACAGUAGUUACAGUGGUAACAGUCGUUACAGUGGUAACAGUGGUAACAGUGAAAACAGUGGUAAACAGUGGAAACAGUGGUAACAAUAGUAACAGUGGUAACAGUGGUAACAGUAGUAACAGUGGUAACAGUAGUUACAGUGGUAACAGUCGUUACAGUGGUAACAGUGGUAACAGUGGUUACAGUGGUUACAGUGGUUACAGUGUGCUGAGCAUUGAUUCUCGUGACAAACCUAGGUACACAGACCACUACUCCGGGGUCACACUUGCCUCUGUCCAUUCUGGAGGUGACUUUCUGGAUCGUUGGUACUGGUCAUGA